CCCUUUCGCAAAUCAAAUGGGGGUUUAGUUCUCAUCUAAUUCGUUUGCCUUCUCAUAUUUCUAUUCCUCUGAUGAAGUUCCUUGGAAAAGCUGUAGUUUUUUUUUUUUUUUUUUUUUAAUGUUAGUGCAUUUGUUUUGUUAGUGAUCCUUAGCAUUGUCUACACCAGCAGUCUGCUGCAGAUUAGCUCUCUCACGAAGAAGGGAAUGGACUGUAAAUUCGGACUGUAAAUUCGUUGGCAUUUCCAAUCCGGCCUUCUGCCAUUCCGUCUCUACAGCGCUGAAGCUGCUCUGUCUCCAAAAUGUGGAGACCUCCGACGACGCCAUUGAUGCCUCUGCAGCUUCGGGGCCUUCUCCUUCGCUGCAGCUCCUCUCCAGUUGAAGCUACUCCUCCUCGGAUUCUCUCCUCCCUCUCGCCCCAUUAUUUUUUUCGGUGCUUUCUCUCUCUACCGUUUAUUUCUCUGUCUAGACCCUUCUCAUCUAGGCCCGAGGAGGAACCUGUCCAAGAUCCGGACCAGGUUGCCCACUCUCUAUCCACGGAGUUCCUCAGGGACCCUGACUCUGACCCUCUUUCCAUCAUCCAAAGGUUCGAACUCAGCUUCUCUCACAUCACCCUGUCCCCUCCCGUGCUCCUUUCUACUCUCAAGCUCUCACCUGACGCCGGCCGUACGGUUCUAGGGUUUCUCAAAUGGGUGUGUUCGAGACCCGGCUUCGCUCUCGACGAUGAGACUGUGUCGUUGUUUGUCAAUUACUUUGGUUGCCGGAAAGACUUCAAGACCGUUCAUGAGGUACUCGUUGAUGCCCGGGGUGUUGCGGGGGCCAAAAGUUUGGAAGCAGCUAUUGAUCGGCUUGUUCGGGCUGGACGGCCAACCCAGGCGGUGUCCUUCUUUGACAGAAUGGAGAAAUUUUAUGGAUUUGAUCGCAACAAAGAAUCGCUUAGAAUGAUUGUUGCCAAACUUUGCGAACAUGGGUUUGCGAGUUAUGCAGAGAAGAUGGUGAAGAAUUUGGCGAAUGAGUUUUUUCCUGAUGAAAAUAUGUGUGAUAUGCUGAUUAAGGGGUGGUGUGUUGAUGGAAAGCUCGACGAGGCAAGGAGAUUGGCUGGUGAGAUGUAUAGGGGAGGUUUUGAGAUUGGUACAAUGGCAUACAAUGCCAUUCUUGAUUGCGCGUGUAAGCUCUGUAGGAUAAAGGACCCCUUUAGGCUUCAUUCAGAGGCUGAAAAGGUCUUGGUAGAUAUGGAUAUUGCCGGUGUUCCUCGUGAUGUGGAGACAUUUAACGUGCUAAUUACUAAUUUUUGUAAAAUUCGAAAGACAGAGGACGCAAUGAAGCUGUUUUAUAGAAUGGGUGAGUGGGGAUGUUUUCCCAAUGCAACAACUUUUCUUGUGCUUACGAGAAGUCUCUAUCAGGCUGCAAGAGUUGGAGAGGGGGAUGAGAUGAUUGAUAGGAUGAAAUCUGCAGGAUUAGGGGAUUAUCUUGAUAAGAAAGCGUAUUAUGGGUUUAUAAAAGUUCUAUGUGGAAUUGAAAGGAUUGAUCAUUCAAUGCUCAUUUUCAGAAUGAUGAAAAAGGAUGGUUGCGAACCUGGGAUUAAGACUUAUGAUUUGUUGAUGGGGAAGCUGUGUGCUCACGGACUUGUCGAUAAGGCAAAUGCUUUGUUUAAUGAAGCUGUAAGAAGAGGGGUACCAGUUACACCUAAAGCAUAUAAACUGGACCCAAAAUUUGUGAAGAAACCUAAGGCCGUGAAGAAAGAGAAAAAGCGAGAGACAUUGCCUGAGAAAAUGGCAAGGAAGAGGAGAAGUCUCAGAAAACUUCGGCUAAGUUUUGUGAAGAAACCAAAACAAAUGAUGCGUCGAUCCUUUUAAUCAUAUGUAGUUUUCAGCAUAUAUCAUGAUAGAUUUAUCAAGUGCAAUGCCAAUUUUGAUCAGUAUGAAAUUUUGUUCAAUUGCUUUUGAUGUUUAUUGUUGUGAUUCUACAUUUUGGAGAAGUUAGAAAUAAAAUUGAGUUUAGAGUAGACUCAUUUAUAUCA
Molecule: messenger RNA, 2017 nt
Organism: Malania oleifera
Lineage: Eukaryota; Viridiplantae; Streptophyta; Magnoliopsida; Santalales; Ximeniaceae
Product: small ribosomal subunit protein mL104 (rPPR9)-like
Exons: 1
Coding region: 300-1853 (517 amino acids)
Molecular function (GO): protein binding
Source: RefSeq, a predicted model, not a curated record